Gavia stellata (red-throated loon) is the source of this 1149-nucleotide messenger RNA. RefSeq names its product RAD52 motif containing 1 (gene RDM1). Lineage: Eukaryota; Metazoa; Chordata; Aves; Gaviiformes; Gaviidae. Bases 1 to 843 code for a protein of 280 amino acids. Gene Ontology annotation, cellular component: nucleolus. The record is from RefSeq and is a predicted model, not a curated record. Gene Ontology annotation, molecular function: RNA binding. The transcript is spliced from 7 exons.
AUGGCGGAGGUGGUGGAGUUCCGGGUGCCCGUGGGGCGCGCCCAGACGCUGCUGGUGUGGGGGCUGGAGCCGCAGCCGGGCCUGGAGCAUUCCCUGUUCUCAGCGUUUUCCAAAUUCGGGCCGCUCUACUCGGUGCGAGCACGCAGAAAUGCCGCCGUGGCAGGGCCCGGGUAUUACGCCGUUAUCAAGUUUUAUUCAGCUGGAGAUGCCAGCAGAGCCCAGCGCGCGUGCAAUGGGCAAAGGCUGUUUCAGAAAUCUCCCUUGAAGGUUUGCGUUUGCACCAAGGAGAAAGGGUUUCAGCCACAAGUCCUUGCUCUCAAGAGCAACAAGUGCCAGGAGUUGGCCAACCACUACCUUGGCUUUAACGGCUGGUCCAGUCGCAUCAUCACACUGCAGAAUGUAUCUGGCUUUGAUGGUGAGAAUGAGGAACUGGGAAAGACAUUACAGAAGCGAUCCGUGAAAUACCUGUGUGCUGUAGAGGUGUCACUGCCCAACCAUGGGGUACGCACCAGGGGAGUUGCCCUCGGCGAGGCAGACAUCGAAAACGGUGACGAUCCUCUCGAGUUUGUCACAGCCUCAAGACGAGUUCAGAAACUGGCAGUCGGGAAGGCUUUGUCUAGCGCCUUUCAAAAGAUACUCCUCGUAGUCUUAGAGAAUGGGAAAGUGGCCGUGGAGUACAGUUCCUCCCAAGAGGAGCCCACAGACUCCUUAACAGAAGAGGAACUGAAGGGGCUUGUUCAGGUCAGUGAAUUGUCCUCACAACAGUUUGACCUUGAAGAAGAAGUUUUGUCUGAUCUCAGUGUUGAUGAUGAGCUCCCUAGCCGGGAGAUGCCAUCUAAUUAGUGCAGCUCCAUCUUCACAUCGUUUCCAAAAGUUCUGCAGCGUUUGAUUAGGAAUGAAAGUCUAAUGCUGUGAAAUGACAUGUGCGUCAUAUCCAAUGUUUUCUUUUUCUCCAAAUACGUAACAGCAAAAGAAGUGGGCAAUAAACCUAGUGUUACUAAAAUUAAGCCCAAAAAUGUAUGCUGGUUUUGGAGAUGAAGUGUUUUCAUGUCAACUUAUCCAGGUCAGCUAUAUAUGGAAGCCAGCUUAGCUGCACGGUUAUUAUUUAGACAGCGUAACAGAUGUGCGUAACACUUAUAGAAAAAUAAA